AUGUCGCUCUACUCUACAGCACCAGACAUCAGAGACUUUCAGGAGGAUAAACCGACGCUGUUGGUCUCAUGGUGGAUCACAGUCUUUUGCACAGCCAUCAUCCUCACCCGACUCGCCGGUCGAUACGUUCGCGUCGAGAAAUUACUCAAGGAGGAUAUCAUCGCCGCCGCAGCACUUGCACCGCUUAUUCUACGAGCAGUAUGCGUGCAUUUCGUGCUCAAGAAUGGCACUAAUAAUGUUAAUCUGGAUGGGUUGGAUUUGAGUGAUGAUGAUAUUGAGAAGAGGAUUUUCGGAAGUCGAAUGGUUAUGGCUAGUAGAGUAUUUUACGCUGCUGUACUCUGGGUUUUGAAACUUACUACCCUUGAAUUCUUUGAGCGUCUUGCUGGCGCUACUCGACGAAGAUCACAUCGCAUCAUGAUCCACGCCAUCCGCGGUACCCUCGCAGCAACCUUUCUCGCCGUCGUUGUUAGCGAUCUCGCGGAAUGUCAACCCUUUCCUCACUACUGGCAAGUCACGCCCGACCCAGGCCCUCAAUGCCGUCAAGCCUUCAUCCAGAUGCUCACGAUGGGCUCAUGCAACGCCUUAACCGAUCUUCUUCUCAUCGCCUUCCCCAUCCCCAUCAUCCUCUCCACGCAAAUCCCCACCAAGCGCAAGGUUCUCCUCAUCAUGCUCUUCAGUUUUGGGUUAUUGACGGUUGGAAUAACACUCUACCGCAUCCCACGCAUCAUCCAAGCAAACGGCAGUCAAGUUGUCCGCACAAUGUGGGCGUCCAUAGAGAUCCUCGCGGCCACGGCAGUAGGCAACAUCGUGGCGUUAGGCUCAUUCCUUCGCGACAGUGGCGUCAAGCGCAAGAAGUAUAAGGAUUCUGAAAGUUAUGACGGGUAUUCGAAUUCGAGAUCGCAGUCGCAGGGUACGAGACUUACGAACCGGGCACAGAGUCAGUGGGAGAAUGAGGAUGAGAUGCCUGUGCGCACGACGGAGGGGAUUUGGGCAAAGACGCAUGAUUCUGUGUCCAAGAGUAGUGCUGGCGAGAGACCUGUUAGUCCGACGCAGAGUCACGAUUCCUUGAUUACGAGGGAUCAGUUGCAGGGGGAGUCUAUGGAUAUGCCCCGUGAGGAUUUUGCGUAUAGAGAACCUCCUACCGCUGUUAUUGCGGGUGGUUCGAGGGAAGUGCAGAGAGCGCAGCCUUCAAAUUGA
This is a messenger RNA of Fusarium coffeatum, 1197 nucleotides long. RefSeq lists its product as uncharacterized. NCBI's taxonomy places the organism in Eukaryota, Fungi, Ascomycota, Sordariomycetes, Hypocreales, Nectriaceae. Bases 1 to 1197 code for a protein of 398 amino acids. The record is from RefSeq and is a predicted model, not a curated record. The transcript is spliced from 2 exons.